GCGUGUCGUUCGUUUCGCGUUCCGAUCGUCCUCCGCCCGACGCUUUCCACCAACAAUAUUGCACGGAUAUCAUAACAAUAUCGACGAUAACAAUAUUUCACGACGUUUCGCGCGUGUUCCGUGUCGGUUUUCCGGAAAUCGUUUCCGUGGCUUUUCGCAGUGCGAUUUCUGACUGUCGAUAUCCGUGCAGAUAUACCAGCGGGAUACGUCCGGCCAGAUCGGUUGUGUUUUUAAAUUUUUUUCCCAUAUCGCUUUGUGUUUUCUUGAAGUUUACGCAUUACCGACAACAAUUUUCGGGACUACUUACACAGUCAUUUGUUUGUGCAUUGACGAGAAUAAUAAUUAAUACUGAGGGUGUGUUUUUCACGAGUUAUCGGUAUCCGUCGUCGCGAGUUUUGGAUAAACUAUUCCACACCCAUUCGCAAUCAAUUUAGUCACUGUCAAACUAUUAUUCAUUAAAUACAAAAUAAAUAACUUGAAAAUGUGCUGAAUUAAUAUUGUGCUGACGACGUUGAGUACGUAGCUUCAACAGAAGACAAGUCAUUCAAUUAUUAUACACCCCGAGCAAUCGAUACGUCUUAUCCCUUCCGGCCUUUGCUGCGGUGGUCGUCGUGCAGUUGUUCCGGUCAAACGUUUCGCGUCGCGGACCCUACUCCGUCUACAUAUAUAAUAAUAAUAUAUAUAUUAUAUACAUCGUAUCCGUGUGUAUUUCUGACAGCUCGUGACGAUAACGUUUUGCAUCGGUCGCCCACGCUCAGAUCGGCCAUCGAAUGAACGAGUUUGACAACGUUGAACGCGAAUCCAGUUCGCCACUGGACUUUGGCGUGGUGGACGUGAUCACCACGACUAUCGUGUACCUGACGUGCACCGUCGCGGUGUACCUGCUGUGCACAUUCGUGGAAGACGACACUGACGAAGCGGCCACGCGAGCGCCGGACGGCACCGGGACACCGAACACGGCACCACCGCGACCGGCGGCAUCAGUAGCGUCGGAAACACCGGCUGCAGGAGCCGGGGGAUCAGGAGCAGCGUCGCCUACGCCACCGACGCCACCGGCCGCGGCCCGACCACCGGCGGAGACAGGAGACGCGUCGCCGGCCGCGGUGCCGGACAUCAUGGGCCGCGAGAAACGCCGACGGUGAUCGGUGUCGCGGCCAAUGAACGGCCAACCGACCGCGAGCGCCGCGGCCGUGGCGCUGACCGCGGCGAUAGUGGCCGUGGUCGCGCUGUGGACGCCCGCCGCGUCUGCGUCCACGCUCACGCGAGUCGUGCAGACUCGGUACGGAAAGCUCCAGGGCGUGGUGCGCACCGUGGACGCGGCCGUGUCCGCGGCUGCUGGCGCACCACCGUCCGCCACCGUCGACACGUUCCUAGGGGUGCCGUACGCCACGCCGCCCGUCGGCUCCAACCGUUUCGGUCCCACUCGCACCCCAUCGCCUUGGGACGGCGUCCGCAUGGCCGACGCCCCUGGACCUGUGUGUCCGCAACGCUUGCCCGACGUGUCCAACGAAACGGCGGCCUUGCACCGCAUGCCCGUCGGCCGACUCGUCUACCUCAAGCGGCUGUUGCCGUACCUGCGCAACCAGUCCGAGGAUUGCCUGUACCUGAACAUCUACGCCCCUUCCCAAGGGAGCAGAAUCGUCCGCAAGUAUCCCGUACUGGUUUUCAUACACGGCGAAUCGUACGAGUGGAAUUCCGGAAACCCUUACGACGGCCGUGUGUUGGCCAGCAACGCGGAAUUGGUGGUGGUCACGUUGAACUAUAGGCUCGGCAUAUUGGGAUUUUUGAACGCCAACGGUUCGCCCAACUCGAGGGCCCGAGUGGCCAACUACGGCCUGAUGGACCAAAUAGCCGUGCUCCACUGGGUGCAGCAGAACAUUGCACUGUUCGGUGGCGAUCCGGAGAACGUUUCUCUGAUGGGUCACGGGCCCGGAGCCGCUUGCAUAAAUUUCUUGAUGAUAUCGCCGACUGUCGUCCCAGGACUUUUCCGUCGGGCGAUACUGCUGUCAGGCUCAGCGCUGAGCAGCUGGGCCCUGGUUGAGGACCCCGUGUCGUACGCACUGGACCUAGCCAAGCAGGUAAACUGCACAACCGACGGGACCGGAAACAACCCGGAACCGAUCGUGGACUGUCUGCGGGAAGUGCCCCUGGACCUGUUGAUGUCCGCCGGCAUCGCGCUGCCCACGUAUCUGAGUGCGUUCGGGCCCAGCGUCGACGGGGUGGUGGUCAAGAGCAACUACCAGGAGGACGUCAUCACCAACCUUCUGCCAGAGUUUGACGGAUACAGCGGGUCCAGCGUGGCUUUUGGGGCCCGAAAGUUUCAAAAGUUCGAGUUUGGCAGUGGCAUCAACAAGUACGACCUGCUGUUCGGCGUCGUCACGAGCGAGGCCCUCUGGCGAUUCAGCUCCAACGACAUACAGGCUGGCUUUGAAGGUGACCGCCGAGACAAGAUCUUGCGCACGUACGUCCGGAACGCAUACAGCUAUCACCUGUCCGAGAUAUUCUUCACCAUCGUCAACGAGUACACGGACUGGGAGCGGACAGUCCUGCACCCGAUCAACACCAGGGACGCGACGAUUGCAGCUCUGAGCGACGCCCAGUACGUGGCUCCUCUGGUGCACACGGGCGACAUGCUCAGCCAGCCGAAGACACCUGCCGCCGAUGACCUGAAUAAGGACCGAAGGACCAAAUCAUUUUUCUACGUGUUUGACUAUCAGACCAGAGACGGCGACUAUCCUCAGAGGAUAGGUACUGCCCACGGAGAAGAGCUUCCAUAUAUGUUCGGCGCUCCAAUGGUAACUGAUGGCAUGAAUCAUUUUUCCAGAAAUUUCACAAAAGCAGAAGCUUUAUUGUCUGACGCUAUGAUACUCUACUUGGGAAACUUUGCAAGAACUGGGGAUCCAAACGAUCACGAUGAUAAGCCCGAUUCCGGGUCCAAAGAGCGGAACAGGUUCCGAAGCGUCACGUGGGAUGAAUAUGAUCCUGUGCACCAAAAGUAUUUAGAAAUAAGCAUGAAACCCCGGAUGAAGAACCACUUCCGGGCGCACCAGCUGUCCGUGUGGCUACGGCUCAUACCGGAACUGCACCGAGCCGGCAUGGAGGACGUGAUGCUGCGGCACAACUUGUUCCGGAACCACGACGACGCGGAACUGUACGAGGGAGUGGUGAGGCCGGACCCGCUGUCCAGGCGAGCACCGCAGCGGGCUACGGUCAACCGAUUCACGGCCAACGGCACGGUGGCCGAGGUGGUGCAGUCGCUGACGACCACGGGUAGGCCGCAGUGGCCGGCGGCGGAAGCGACCACGUGCGUGCCACCGGCGCGCGGUUCGAACGCGGCCAACGCGUCCACGUCAGCCGAGGACGCGCUAGCCACACUGGGUGCGGCCGGAUACGCAGCCUACUCGACAGCGCUGCACGUGACUAUCGCGCUUGGAGUGUCACUGCUGGUGCUCAACGGCCUACUGCUGGUGAUCAUAUGUUAUCAGAAGGACAGGUUUAAGUGUUUGCAACAUCACCAGCAGCACCAGCACCAGCAGACGGUCGGUGGCCAAGAAGAUUCGGUAAGGUACAAAGCGGCCACCGUGCCGGACGACCGACUGCAGCAGUCGGCCGCAGUGGUGGUCGACAAGGCGGGCGGAUACGACGGGCGCCAUCAUCACAUGCAGCACCAUCACCAUCCGCCGGCUCAGCAGAUGCACCUGGCCGCGGACGCAGUGGCCGUGGACAUGGAACAGAGACAUCACCACCACCACGGGGCCGGCGGCCACCAUCAGCACCACCACAUGCACCACCAUCACGUGCCGGCCGCCACCGGGGGACAGCAUCCACCGCCACCUCAGACGACUGCGACGAUGACGACGACGACGCAACAACAGCAGCUGUCGGCGGCCACAGCAGCGGUGCGCAUGGCCACCGGACACGAUAUGACGUUCCCGAAGUCGGCCAAACCAUCUUCCAGACUGCUGCACGACCACCAGGUCGGUGGUGGCGCGGGCGUUGGGGGUGGCUGUCCACCCAACGGGUCGCUGGUGCACGGCACGCUGCCCAAACCACCUCCGCCGCCCAGGUCCUCGGUGGGUGUGCAGUCGCAGGAGUCGCAGCCUCUGCUUGUGCAGCAGGGCGUGGGUAUCGGGCAGAUGCCUAAAACCGGUACGCUCAAGAUGCCCGUGGCCGCCAUGAGCGAAAUGAGGGUCUGACCGUCGCUUCGGUCGCUUCUACUGCACGUGCAGUCGCCGUGCUCAUGCCGAUUGGUGCAGUUGGCGUGUAUAAUAAUAUGAAAUGGUACGACGCGCGACGGUUUUUAUACAGCACGUCGUGUUCGUUGUUGUUAUGAUCCUAUUGUCGUUGUCGUGGUUGUGGUUGUGGUUGUAAUCGACGCCGCAGUUUUAUAAAAUUAAACAAUAUUAUUGUUCGACUUGAAAAUAUUUACGGCUUGAAGACGUGUGGCCGUCCUCCGACGCGGUUCAUCGCAGCACCGGCAAAUGACGCGCCGCCGAUCGUAACGUGCGCGUUGUGCCUAUAUUAUAUUCGUACCACGGGCUCUGAUACCACCGCCGCCGCCGGUAGCGGUAUCAUUAUACCAUGUAAAUAAUAAUAAUAUUAAUAUUAUAUUAUAACAUAUUAAAUCGUUUAUUCCGAUACGUAUUAUUGUUGUGUUGUGGUUCGUCACUGUCGUAGUAGCCGAAAACGGUAUUAUAAUAUUAUUACGUUUCGUUCGUUUUAAUUAUAGAACAGUACCUACCUAUAAUUAUUAUAUUUAUGUUAUUAUUCUGUAUAAUAUAUGUAUUUGUAAUAAAAUAAUCGAUCGCGUUUGACUGUACGCCAAUAAUAUUGUGGUUCUGUAGUCUUGUUUUGAUACUGUAAUAUUUGAUUUGCGCAAAUGUGGUGUCCUCCGACUGGACGUGCCGAGAGUUUUAUGCCCGUGGACGGUCGACGGCGACCAAUAAUAAGGUCGGGUCGUAGUCCAACGCCUACAGCGACGUUUUUAUUGGUUCGUUUUUAUUAUGAAACGUAAACGACGUGACCGACCUGUAUGUAAUUAUUUUUAUGACCGUGCGUAAUAUUAUGUUAUGGACUUUAGACGAUUCAAAUAUAACAGUCAAAAGUCGUUUGAUAAAUCGUAUACCAUAAUAUAGGUAUUCUUAUUAUGUCGAGCAGGAAGUAAAUCGCACACCUUUAAAUCCCACGAUUUCAUCGUUUGUAAGGGGAUUUAUAAAUAAGUCUCUAGGAUAGGUUUAUCGUAAGGGUGUGAAAAAACGACAUCAGCUGUUGAUCUACUUGCUAUCAAAUCAAACCGUAGAAGCUGCUGCUCAACAAACUAUUAUGCGAUAUACAUCAACUCGUCGAACAAUAUAAUAUACGUAAUUAUUAAGAUAUUAAAAAGAGUUGAUGCUAGUACCUAUAAAAUAUAUAACUGCGGGAAGAGUAUAAUAUAUUGUAAUAUUGUUUUUAAAUAAUAUAGGUAGGGUAGUUGAUAAAAAUUUAAACCAACUCCCAUAAACGUUUCAAAAUAUAAAUAAUAAUACAUACCUAAGUAUAAUAUUAUGUUGUUUUAACUGUUCGACUAAACUUUUUCAUAAUCUUCGAUUGAUAUUAUAAUUUAAACAAAUAAAAUGUCUAAGCUAAAUUGUUGUAUUAUAAUAUUAUAUACAUUAUUGGCUCCACGUCUAGUUUAAAAUCUGUAAUUAAAAUCUGACAUAGUAUUUUAUAAAUAAUAAAUAAUUUACCCGCUAUUGUCGCAGAGUGCAAUAAUUUAGUCACAAUAAUUUUCCGUCGUUACAAUCACAUCUGUUUAAUUAUCAAUCCCAUAUUAUUAUUAUUAUUAUGUAUACAAUAGAUUCGCGUUCUGUACGAAUUUCCGGUGCAUUACUCCGUGUACGCCUGUCAUACGUAUAAUAUAAUGUCUCAAUAAUCGCAGAGAAAACUAAACUGGCCACACGUUAUCAUAAUAUUAUAUAGAAUAUUACCUAUGCCCGUAUAGACUUCGGCACCAUCCCUUUGAAAAGUUGACGCAGCAAAUCGAGAAACAUUCGGCCCGCCACUGUAUACACGUAGACAACGUCGGUUUUUUAAGGAAACGAUCUAAUUAACCAGAUGGAUAUAUUAUAAUAUCUCAAAAUCGCUUCAAUAAUAUCGUAUCGUAGGUACAUUAUUAUCAUAGAUAAUCUCCAGCUGAUAAUCAUAGAUAUAAAGAGAUAUCAUAAUAAUAUUAUGAUAUCGUAUUUUACUGUUGUAGUCCGUAUAGCCAAUCAACGUACAACUGCGUGCAGUAUUAUACUGUAGGUAACAUCGAUUCACUCCACAGCGUUUGAUUUUAGUAUUAUACAGAAGACGUUUUUUUGGAAAACAAUGUUUUCCAUCAUGAUAUAAUUUUAUUUCACUUCGAGGGUAGGGCGGACAGAGAAAAAAAACCUAAUUUAUAUUAAUGAGUUAUUCGGUUGCGCCCCGCGGACGGAAGGACUCGCGCCGACGCGGACGGUACGACUAUAUUGUAUUAGCCACCUGCCUUGUAAAAAUGAAUAAUUACAAAAUUAAUUUAAAUAAUUGCAUCGAAUCGGCCUACUGAAGUCCACGCGCCGCCAAUUUCUGGACGUUUCGUUUCAUUGUACAAUGUACAUAACAUUAUAAGUACUUAUAUUAAAACUUUUCAUUUCAUCAUCAAUGCGCAGUUGAAUAAUAUUUCUCUCGCCGUCAUCGACAAAAUCGUCGACAUCACAUUGAUAUUAUGUAUUAUUAUUAUAUUAUAUUUUAUUGUGAUUAUCUUAUUAGUUUGUAAUGUUACUAUAUUAUAUUUUAUAUAAAAAUAUUGAUGUUUUUUCAAAGUAAAUUAUAUUAUACCUACUAUGUUUUCACGUUUUGCGCAAAAAUGCUGCAAAAUAUUAUCAUUACAUUUAUAAGUUUUUUGAGUUUAUGAAAUAUUUCACGAUACCUGUUACAGUAACAUAAUAUAAUAUCCAAUAAACAUUAUGACCUACUUGAGCCGACAAGUUAGCUUAAUCUUCAAUCGGCAUUUAAACGAUUUUUAACCGUGAGAUUUUAAUUCUUUCAUUCAUAUUAUAACUUUUGACAAAAUAAUUUCUAUUUGUGUUUCGUACGGUAAUUCUCGACAAUUAUUGUUUGCGCACGCACACGUGGUAGAAAGACAAAACUAUACUUAAUCUAUGUUAUCAACAGUGAGUGGGACUAACUUAUGUUUACAAAUUGCUAUUUCAUUAUAUGAUCUAAAAUUGAAAAUACAAUUUUAAACUGGCAGGUGUAUAUUAUAAAAUGUAGGUAUGUAUUUAUUACGUCAUAAUUCUAACGUUUCGUCAUUAAAUGAUUUAAAAAAAACUGUGGGAUUAUUAUCACACUUAACUGUGCAAUAAUACGUAGGUACAUUUUAAUUUAAUGGACCGCGGACAUCGUUAUCCCGAUUUGUCGACAUUCCCGAAACACAGUCUCAUUUUGAUUAAAUAACUAGAUAUUCAACCAGGACACAUGUCAAUUAUAUCAUGAGCCCAAAUCUAAAACAAUCACAUUUUCAAUGAUAAUAACAAUUUUGCGACAAACUAUCACCAAAAAACCCUUACUUGCAGCAGUGAUUUAUUUCAUAAUUAUAAUAAUUUUUAGUCUAAUGCAAUAGGUAACCUUUUCCGCAGAACUAUGUUUUAGAAUUUUCGUAAAUAGGUAAAGUGUUUAAGAAUAUUUUUCGAACUCGUAAAAAAACAUAAAAUUAGAGAAAUGGGAGGUAAUUGAUGACAUAAUGUAGAAGAACAAGUAAAAUUGAAAAGAAAAAACAAUAUUCUUGUUAUCCUAUGGUUUUUCCUUUACAGAACCAUCGGUAUAAAAGUUUUUUUCUCUAGAACUACAAACAUAAUAAUAAAACAAAAAACUUUUCUUAUUACUUUGACCGUAUUAAAAGUUUGUUAUAAUUUAUUUAACAGAAAGGUUAAAGUGAUUUUUUUACGCAAAAAUCUCUGAAAAAGAAAUAUAUUUAUAUAUAUAUAUAUAUAUAUAUAUAAUAUAUACGUAAUAUUAUCUUCUUUUUUUUUAUUAUAUCAUUAUGAAUCAAAUAAAAAAAAUAUAAAUUUCAAACAAAUCUGAUUGAUUCCAAAUAAAAGUAUAAAACAUGUUCGUCAGAACUUUUAGAAUUUUUCAGAAAUUAUGUCAUACUGUUAUUAGGUUAUCGAUAUAAAAAUAUAUGUUGUAUUGUAAUUGGAGAAAAUAAUAAUAAUUUGGUCCAUGCCAUUAAAUAAUGACACAUUACCUUUAAGUCUUAAAUAUAUCCAACUUUUGUGUAUGUAUGUGUAUAGUGUAAAUAUCACAUUUCCGUAAAAUACUCGUAAUAAUAUUAAUAAUAAUAAUAAUAAUAAUAACUAUAACAUAACAAUGUCAGGAGAUUUUGAUGUUUAAUAAUUUAUAUUAUGCAUUAUUUAUCACAACUUUCGUAGCAGCUAGCGAAUAACAGUUGAAAACCGUAUAAAUUUCUAUUUCUAAUGCAAUUAUUUAUAAUCAUAAAACAAAAACUUUUAAAGGAUGUAUUUUGAAUUAUUUUCUUCCUUGUAUCCACACAUGUAUAUAUGAUUCUAUAUUUUAUGUUUUAAAAUGUACCCACCGUUCCGUUAUAAUAAUAAUAUUAUUUCUAUCCAAUACAAACUUCAGGUGAAAAUAAUUUUAAAAAAAGUGUUAGUCGAACCAAUUAAUUGACUCCAAUACAACGUGAAAAAAUAUUUACUCAGACAACAAUAAUAGUCCGAUAAAAGCGCAAACCAAAAGUCCGACGCAUUUUCAUUUCCAAUGUGUCAACGACAUGAUUUCAAAGUAAAUAACUCGUCAUGCACAAUAUAGUGUGGAUGGCAAAUCCGUAAUUUCAUUAUUAACUGUCGCUAUGUAUUAUAGCAGGUAGAUAGGAAACCGUAUGCGUAGAUAACCGAACGAUAAUAUAAUGAAUAUUGAAAUAAUUUAAAUGAAAAUCGUGAAUUACGCUGUCGGAAAACUUUCGGACUACGUCUGAGCACAGUUUAUUGAAGUCUUACGUAAACGAAUGAAACGGCGUCGCUACAUGAUGCAAAAUAUUAUUCACUGUACUCACAUAUUAGCAAAAUUAGCUUUCUUUCGUUUUAAGUUGACAAUUAUUAUAAAUUGCAUUGCCAACCUGAAAUACUUUGUAAUUGUUUAUCGAGUGAUUUUUUGUUCGAAUUGCUAAAAUUACCACCGCAGUUGAAACGAUUUUGAGUAAAUGCCAACAUCUCCAAUAUUCAGAGAAUACUAUUAAUAAAUUGAUGUGUGAGAUACCGUAAUAUUAUUAUUUGGUGGAGUCUUAAGAGUAUUGUUUUCGUUUUUAAAACGACUUAUCGCGUUUUUUCUCUUAAUAAAUUAAGGAAAGUAGAAGUACUAGAAUACUAGAUACCUAUUGCGUACGUAAUAACUAUAACCUAACUAAUAUUUUGAUAUUAUAUGUAUAUUUUGGUGUUGUUAUGUUCUGUAUUGUGUAAUGACGGAAAUCCGAGCAUUUACUAUGUGAAAUAUUCAUUGAACUACUAAAUUUGUAAAUACAAUUUUCGUAUCUUUUUAUGUUUGUUUAUAUUUUAAAACUAGCGAUUACAAUAUAUAUAUAUAUAUAUAUUAUUUAUUAUAACUGUAAACUAUUUUGUAAGUAGUACCUAUAAUAUUAUAUUUGUAUAAUGUCUAUCACUGUUAAAAAAAAAUUGUAAACUUAAACUAUCAAGAUGUUGUUAUUGUAACCAUUAUACACUGUUAAGAAAUUAUUAUUAUUAAUAUUAAUAUUAUUACUAUAAUUAUUAUGUUAAUAUUCAAUAAAUAUCCGUUGUGCAUUUAUAAAUAAUGUUGAACUUUUCUACCUAGAGUAUCAAGCAGUACACGUACAAAGAUAGAUUGUAAAAAAUGGCAUCGAUUAAUUUAUUAUAAUAAAUUUUGUUAGUAAACCAACACCAGUAAUGACCGAAAUCACUUAAUUAUCAGUAACCUCGUGUGCAUUUUAUGCCAUAAACACCUGAAACUAAAAUUCUAAAUUGUAUACCAAUUUAUUAUAGAUGCUAAUGUAAUAUGUAACCUACCCAAAAUCAUCAGACAUAGGAAAAUAUAAUUAUAGUCUCAUGGUAGUUUAUUAUAAGGUGUAAAAUUAACAAUUAUAAUAUACAAGAAAUGUCUUUAACGGUGACAAUGAUUAAUUA
Messenger RNA from Metopolophium dirhodum (rose-grain aphid), 10172 nucleotides. RefSeq names its product neuroligin-4, Y-linked-like. Gene Ontology annotation, molecular function: signaling receptor activity; neurexin family protein binding. The transcript is spliced from 12 exons. Gene Ontology annotation, biological process: presynaptic membrane assembly; postsynaptic membrane assembly; modulation of chemical synaptic transmission. Gene Ontology annotation, cellular component: synapse; postsynaptic membrane; cell surface. NCBI's taxonomy places the organism in Eukaryota, Metazoa, Arthropoda, Insecta, Hemiptera, Aphididae. Bases 1158 to 4196 code for a protein of 1012 amino acids. The record is from RefSeq and is a predicted model, not a curated record.